GCCAAGCUUAUCCAUGAAACCAACUUCAGAGCACGCUGACAAGUGUCGCACCAUUAAGAUUCAGAGUUCAGCUUCACUUUUAUCGUUAGUAGUGAAUAUCAUCGAUUGAAUAUUGAAUCUUUCAUGUUCUCAGAAUCUACUACUUAAAGCCCCAACUUCUCAACACGUCAUUGUUGCGCGUCCACCAACAACCUCAAGAUGUCCUUCUUCGCCAACGCCAAAUCGGCUCUUCAUGACUUCACAACUGAUAUCAAGAAGGAAGUUGGUAUUAUUGAGAAUGCUAUUGAAGAAGAGAGGCAUUCUCAUACCCAUCUCGGCGAAGAAUGCCAUAGCCUUCACAUUCAUCACCAGAAUAACCGGUUCCACAGCUUUGCGCCGCCGAGAACAGGCAACGAUGCAAAAUGGUUCGUGGAUGGCUGUGGUUAUUUCUGGGCAGUCUCUAUUGCGAUCGAGGAGGCGAGAGAGAGUAUCUGGAUCUUGGAUUGGUGGUUGAGUCCUGAACUCUACUUACGUCGACCACCAUCGCAAAACGAGGAUUACAGGAUCGAUCGAAUGCUCCUUGCUGCGGCGAAGAGAGGCGUCAAGGUCAACGUGAUUGUGUACAAAGAAGUGGCCGCUGUCCUGACACUUUGCUCUGAGCACACAAAGCAUGCACUUGAGCUUCAUCCCAACAUCGCUGUUUUCCGUCAUCCAGAUCACACACCAAGCGGACAAGUCCUCGAGUCAGAAAUCAUUUCAAGCAUCAAGAAUUUCUCGUUCAAAUCACUCAAGCUUGCCGACAUCCCAUCCGACACUUUCAAAGCUCUGUAUGGCGUUAACAACGAUGUUAUACUCUACUGGGCACACCAUGAGAAGUUGUGUCUCAUCGAUGGCAAUAUCGCAUUCAUGGGUGGUCUAGAUCUCUGCUUUGGAAGAUGGGAUACGAACUCUCACCCUGCAGCCGAUGCACAUCCGACCGAUGUCAGUCAAGCCGUCUUCCCAGGCCAGGAUUUCAACAACGCACGAGUCUACGACUUUGAAGAUGUCACGAAUUGGGAAAACAACAAGCUUGAUCGUACAAAGAAUGGACGAAUGGGAUGGUCUGACCUUUCAAUCUGUUUGCGAGGACCUGUCGUUGAAGAUCUUCGUGCUCACUUCGUUCAGAGAUGGAAUUUCAUCUAUGGAGAGAAGUACGACGUGAGGAAGGAUGAGAGAUAUCAUAAUCUCACUCUCGACAAUAUCCCAGACGGCUACUAUCAUCCAGACGGCAAGAAUGUUCAUCAUCUCAGCAGAGAUAUCACAAACCGAGAUGCCGAGGAUCCCGACCCGCAGUCCAACUACCAUCCGCAUCGGUUCCACUUACCAGGUGGUAGUGGUAGUAUUUUCGAUCGAGUCCGUACCGGAUUUUCGGACAUGUCGAGGGAGUAUAACGGAUACGGCGAACAGCAUCCAUCUGGAAUGUCUAUCCAACUUGUGAGAAGUUGUACCAGGUGGAGUCAUGGUGUUUCAACAGAGCAUUCCAUUGCCAAUGCCUACAUCGAAAUCAUCCACAACAGUCAACAUUUCAUCUACAUCGAGAAUCAAUUCUUCAUCACUGCCACUGAUGAUAUUCAACAUCCGGUUCGGAACAAGAUUGGAGCCGCGAUUGCAGAACGCAUCAUGCGAGCUUAUGAAAACGGAGAGAAAUGGAAGAUGAUUGUGUGCAUGCCUGCCGUUCCUGCAUUCGCAGGUGAUCUCCACGCUGAAGAUUCCCUUGGUACCAGAGCCAUCAUGGAGUAUCAAUAUGCUGGUGUCUGUAGAGGUGCUCACAGUAUCAUGGGAGCUGUUCAGAAAGCUGGUGUGCCAAAUGCAAAGGAAUACAUUCGUUUCUACAACCUCAGAAAUUAUGAUAGGAUCAAUGCUGGGAGCGCUAUGUCUCAAGCUGAGCAAGCCAGUGGUGUUAACUAUGAAAGUGCUAGACGAGAGCACGAUGAUCUUGUUGGUGCUGGCUAUGAUGGUAGAGGAGAAGGUACUAGAGCUAUGCAAGGACAGGAAGCUCAGUCUUAUGACAAAUAUCAGCAAGCUGGAGCUCAAGUCUCUGAUGGCAGCAAGUACGACUCUGUUGCCGAAUGCUACAUGGACGAUGGGCCUUCAAUCAAGGACAUCCCAUGGUCUGGAAGUGAAGAAGACGAGUUCAACGCCUUUGUGAGCGAAGAACUUUACAUUCAUUCCAAGAUCCUCAUUGCAGACGAUCGAGUCGUCAUCUGUGGCAGUGCAAACCUGAAUGAUCGUUCCCAAAUUGGGUACCACGACUCAGAAAUCGCCGUCAUAAUCGAAGACCCAACACCUAUCGAUUCCAUGAUGAACCACCAACCGUACCAAGCCUCCAAGUUCGCAGCUUCCCUUCGUCGUCAACUUUUCAGAAAACACCUUGGCCUGCUUCCACAUCAAGACUUCACGAAACCAGAUGCAAACUUCAUGCCCCUCAACAAGGACCCUAAUGCCUAUGACUGGGGCUCCCCAGCCGACAUGCUUGUCCGUGAUCCCCUCAGUCGAGAGUUCACGAAUCUCUGGAACGGAACCGCACAAGUCAACACUGAAGUAUUCUCCAAGGCUUUCCAUUGUGUCCCUGCGGAUAAUGUGCGAGAUUGGAAACAAUAUGAGAGCUUCUUCCAGGACUUGUUUGUCUCUCCAAGCAAGAAGGAUGAUAAGGUGCAGAUCCCGCCCAAGUAUGAGUACGGUCACGUGGUCAAGGAGGAGUUUCCUGGAGGGGUGAGAGAGUUGAAGGAGUGGUUGGACAGGGUUAGGGGGACGUUGGUCGACAUGCCUCUGUUGUUUAUGGAUGGUGUUGAUUUUGCGGAGGAGGGGUUGAAGCUGAAUGCUUUGACGGAUGCGGUUUAUACUUGAGUGGAUGGAUGACUUGAUGAUUGAUGGACACGUUGAUAUUGAUGAGAUAAUGAACUAGCGAUGGACUUUGAAAUUCAGCUGACCUUCUACACUUCGUGUAGCAUUGCCUCGAAAAGGAAAGUUUACCCUGCCAUCUUCUUCAUCUUGCAUUGGUCUCCCAAGUAAGGCGCAAGUGCUGAUGCUGGACUAAAUCCAGUAGAACUUAGAAAAAAAUGAGACAAUCGACUUCCAGAACAAUCACAUGAAACUUAAGACAAGGAACGGCGAGUCAACUAACCUCCUCGGAUCCCAAAUCGUGGUCAAGUGAUAUACAUUAUGUUCAAUCUCAAACAUUCCUUCGUCAAAUUCCCCAACCUAUGCUAAAUCUAUUUCUCUAAUCAGUACAGGUCCCCAACAUGCAUUGCAGCCGUUCGCUUCAAUUUAUCCCUAUCCAAGUGAUGCCACCCUUUCCGAUCUAACAAAGCGUCGAUUUGCGUCGCCGCACAAUC
Molecule: messenger RNA, 3353 nt
Organism: Mollisia scopiformis
Lineage: Eukaryota; Fungi; Ascomycota; Leotiomycetes; Helotiales; Mollisiaceae
Product: phospholipase D/nuclease
Exons: 4
Coding region: 199-2865 (888 amino acids)
Biological process (GO): phosphatidic acid biosynthetic process; intracellular signal transduction; cell motility
Molecular function (GO): D-type glycerophospholipase activity
Source: RefSeq, a predicted model, not a curated record